Molecule: messenger RNA, 806 nt
Organism: Dufourea novaeangliae
Lineage: Eukaryota; Metazoa; Arthropoda; Insecta; Hymenoptera; Halictidae
Gene: Rala
Product: ras-related protein Ral-a
Exons: 6
Coding region: 143-748 (201 amino acids)
Biological process (GO): Ras protein signal transduction
Cellular component (GO): plasma membrane
Molecular function (GO): GDP binding; GTPase activity; GTP binding
Source: RefSeq, a predicted model, not a curated record
UAGAGUGCACGUAUAGUACAUCUGUAGUUAAUUAUUGCUAUCAGUCGCGUUACGGCGAAGGAAAGCGCGACGACCGAGUUUGUAUAAAGAAUAUUGAAGAUCCCACACGGUAGACGCUAUCCUUAAAGGAAAUUCUAAUAACAUGUCAAAGAAGCCAGGUGCUCCACAAGCAAUGCAUAAAGUUAUAAUGGUUGGAAGUGGAGGCGUUGGAAAGUCUGCCCUGACAUUACAGUUCAUGUAUGAUGAGUUUGUAGAGGAUUAUGAACCUACAAAAGCAGAUUCCUAUAGGAAAAAAGUUGUGUUGGAUGGCGAAGAAGUACAAAUAGACAUUUUAGAUACGGCAGGACAAGAAGAUUAUGCAGCAAUUCGAGAUAACUAUUUUCGAAGUGGUGAGGGAUUUCUUUGUGUCUUUUCUAUAACAGAGGAUGAUAGUUUUCAAGCUACUCAGGAAUUUCGAGAACAGAUCCUCAGAGUAAAAAAUGAUGAGAACAUUCCAUUUCUAUUAGUGGGAAAUAAAAGUGAUUUACAAGAAAAGAGAAAAGUCAGUUUAGCUGAAGCUCAAUCAAGGUCGCAGCAAUGGGGUGUACCAUAUGUAGAAACAAGUGCAAAAACAAAGGAAAAUGUUGACAAGGUAUUUUUCGAUUUGAUGCGUGAAAUAAGGUCGCGCAAGAUCGAGGAUAAAUCAGCGAGUAACGGUCGUGGGAAAGACCGUGCGACGAAGAAGAAAAAGAAGUGCAUUAUUCUAUAGGUAUUCUUUGACUUAAUGCGCGCAAUAGCCGCGCGUAAAGCACAGGAAAAUCAAGGGG